Thalassophryne amazonica is the source of this 949-nucleotide messenger RNA. RefSeq lists its product as uncharacterized. The transcript has 6 exons. Lineage: Eukaryota; Metazoa; Chordata; Actinopteri; Batrachoidiformes; Batrachoididae. Bases 14 to 733 code for a protein of 239 amino acids. The record is from RefSeq and is a predicted model, not a curated record.
UUUGCGAGUCACGAUGAAUUCUUUGUGCAUUGGUGUUGUGUUGAGUCUUCUCACUGCGUCCCACAGCGCCCCACUGACCUGUGAGCCACUACUGAAAGCAGUGGAAAAAGGUCCAGAUCUGUCUGGGAAAUGGUACGUCAUUGCACAUUCGUCAGACAUUUGUUUGAUUCCAUUGUUGGUGAACACAUUACUUUGGACAAGUUUUUCAAUGGAUUUUACAGAAAAGACGCCACCAAACACCUAUACUGUGGUCACGGCCAUUAAAAUGUUUGGAUAUUGUGUCAAUGAUUCUGACACCAUUUUUUACAAGACAAACACCAUAUUUGAUGUUAACAGCAAAAACGUCACUGGAGAAGAACCACAUGUUCUUCUACAAAGUGGGUGUCCAGACUGCAUUGUCAUAAAGGAUCAAGACACACCGAAGAAUCUCUUACUCCUCAGUAGGAGAAAGACUGUGUCCACUGCGGAGGUGAAGGAGUUUGAGACACAGGCACAGUGUCUUGGUUGGUCCAAGCCACAAGUCUUUAACAACGACGAUGGGUUUGACAACUGCAAAUGGCUGGAGGAUGAUGACGUUGAUGUUGAUUUUGAGGGAAUAUACGUCAAGAUGACCCAGAGACUGAAAAAAGCCUCCAAAGAAAUCAAGAAGUGCGUGUGGGAUUUCUUUUUAACCUACCUUCCGAGUCUUAUUGAUGACGAUUACCUGUCAUUCAUCAAAAAUGCUUUUAUGUGAUUGUUUUUACAUCAUGUCAGUGAAUUUAAACCACUAGUUGGGUCUCAGGAUUGCUUCCUGAACUCCAUUUAUGAGCAAAUUAUGAUUGAAAAACAAUGCUGACUUGUCAUAUCUGUCUACAAUUUGUAACAACACAUCAGAGGUUUCAGUAUAACGACACAACCGUUUGUGUGUACAUGUGUAUGUACGUGUCUCUGCAUGUGUGUGCUGCAGCGG